AUGGGAUAUUUUAUUCCACAAUCUGCUAUCAACAAUUUAAAGAAUUACAAAUAUCAAAGUGAAGACCAUUCAUUAAUAAGUCAAUAUGUCCUAGGCCCAUUUUGGAGAAAAACGGCUACCAUUUUCCCCCGAAAUAUGGCUCCAAAUUUGAUCACAUUAUCAGGUUUUGCCUUUAUUUUAAUUAAUGAUAUUACUGUGCUGUAUUACGACCCAACUUUAACACAAUCGUCUCCAACAUGGACAUUUUACUCGUAUGCUUUAGGAUUAUUUUUGUAUCAAACAUUUGAUGCAUGUGAUGGGUUACACGCUAGACGUAUUGGACAAUCAGGUCCAUUAGGCGAAUUGUUUGAUCAUUGUAUCGAUUCUAUAAAUACAACACUCUCUAUGCUACCAUUUUGUUCUGCUUUCAAAAUGGGAUAUACUUGGUUAUUUCCUUUGCUUCAAUUUGGGUUGCUAUUAAAUUUCUAUUUGUCAACUUGGGAAGAAUAUUAUACUCAGAAAUUAUAUCUAAGUUCAUUCUCGGGCCCUGUUGAAGGUAUAUUAUCUAUUACUAUACUUUUCUUAUUAAAAGGACUUUUUGGUUUUGAAAUUCCAUGGCAUCUCCCCUUAAUUCAAUUAGGCACAAUUACCGUUGAAUUUGUAUGCUUUAUUUAUAUUUUAGUGGGAAUUGCAAUUGCAUUCAAUGUGUAUACAAGUAUAAAAAAUGUACAAUCUUAUUAUGAUAACCAUACUACAUCCGACCCUACCAACACCAACAAUAGUGCAAUAAUUCAAAACCAGCAAGUCGGCUUAGUACCAUUUAUUGGAUUCUAUGUGUCAAUUAUGCUAUUGAUAUUAGUUGAUCAACGCAUUAUUAAUUUACCAUUUAUUUUAAUGAGCGGGCUAAUUAUAGCUUUCAUGGUAGGACGUAUUAUUGUAGCCCAUCUUACAUUACAACCUUUCCCAACUAUGGGGUUAGUCUCUUAUAUCCCUCUCUUCCAACUUGGGCUGUAUAAAAUUUUAAUAUCUUACUAUAAACUGGAUUCAAAUUUAGUUAUCAUGAUGUUAACAGGUUGUGGGUUUGGUUUAGCACUUGGCAUUCACGCAAUGUUUAUUAAUGAAGUGAUUUAUGAAUUUACCACUUAUUUAGAUGUUUAUGCAUUGUCGAUUAAGCACCCAAAGAAUGUUUAG
Molecule: messenger RNA, 1170 nt
Organism: Henningerozyma blattae CBS 6284
Lineage: Eukaryota; Fungi; Ascomycota; Saccharomycetes; Saccharomycetales; Saccharomycetaceae
Exons: 1
Coding region: 1-1170 (389 amino acids)
Biological process (GO): phospholipid biosynthetic process
Cellular component (GO): membrane
Molecular function (GO): phosphotransferase activity, for other substituted phosphate groups
Source: RefSeq, a predicted model, not a curated record